CGCAGCAGCGGCAGCAGCGGCAGCAGCAACGCUGGACGAUGUAUGCACCGCAGCAUACGCCGAGGCAGCCCUGCCAGUCGACGGCAUCGUGACGGGCGUGACGUUCAACGUCUCCUCCGUGACCACGACGGCAAUGACCAACGUCUCCGUCUCGGGCGCCGAUUUCCCCUCGGGCGUCAUCGACUACUGCGCCGUGAGCUUCAGCUACGCCCACCAGAACGCCGGCGACGAGGUCCUGCUGGAGUUCUGGAUGCCGGCCCCGGCAGCCUUCCAGAACCGCUAUCUCUCCACCGGCGGCGGCGCCUUUGCCAUCAACUCGGGCAACAACUCGCUGCCCGGCGGCGUGCUGUACGGAGCCGUCAGCGGCAUCACCGACGGCGGCUUCGGCAGCUUCACCAACGAGCUGGACGACGUGUUCCCCCUGGGCAACGGCACGGCCAACUGGCCUCCGCUGUUCAUGUUUGGCUACCAGGCGCACUACGAGAUGACGAUCAUCGGCAAGGCGCUGACCAAGGCCUUCUACAACCUGACCGACGACGACAAGCUGUACGCCUACUACCAGGGCUGCUCCGAGGGCGGCCGCGAGGGCUGGUCCCAGCUGCAGCGCUAUACAGACUGGGACGGCGCCGUGGUGGGCGCCCCCGCGCUGCGCUUCUCGCAGCAACAGAUCAACCACAUGUACUCGGCCGUCGUGGAGAAGACGCUGGACUACUUCCCGGCGCCCUGCGAGCUGGAGCAGAUCAUGAAGGAGACCAUCACCGCCUGCGACCCGCUGGACGGCCGCGUCGACGGCGUCGUGGCCCGCACCGACCUGUGCAUGCUGCACUUCAACCUGAGCUCGCUGGUGGGCGUCGCAUACGCCUGCAACGCCACGGACUCGCUGCUGGGCGGCGCGGAGCCGGCGCAGAACGGCAGCAUCACGGCCCAAGGCGUCGCCGUCGCGCAGGCCAUCUACAACGGGCUGCACAACUCGGCCGGCGAGCGCGUCUACCUCUCCUACCAGAUCGGCACCUCCUUCGACGACGCGACGACCGUGUACAACAGCACGACGGGCGAAUGGGCCAUGGACACGGGCGUCAACGGCGGCACCGAGUGGAUAGCCCGCUUCAUCCAGCUGCUCGACACCUCCUCGCUCGACUGGGCCGACUUCACCUACGACGAUCUCGCCGAGUACAUGUACACCGGCUGGCAGAUGUACGAGGAUAGCCUGCAGACCACCUGGCCCGAUCUCUCGCACAUCCGCGACGCCGACAUCAAGAUCCUGCACUUCCACGGCGAGUCCGACCCCAGCAUCCCCGCCGCCUCGUCGGUGCAUUUCCACGAAUCCGUGCGCCAGAUCGUCUACCCGGGCCUCGGCUUCAACGAAAGCUCCGCCGCCCUGGCCGACUGGUACCGUCUCUAUCUCAUCCCGGGCGCUGCCCACUGCGCCAUCAACCCCUACCAGCCCGACGGGCCCUGGCCCAUGACCCAGCUGUUGACCCUCAUCCAGUGGGUUGAGGACGGCGUGGUGCCGGUCACCCUCAACGGCACCAUCUCUACUACCGACGAGCAGAUGGAUAUCUGUGCCUGGCCCUUGCGGCCCUUGUGGGUCAAUUCCACGCUGGAAUGUGUCUAUGACCAGGCCUCGAUUGAUACCUGGAUGUAUACCUUUCCGGCUUAUGACAUGCCUGUUUAUUGAUAUACUGCAUAUUACUACAACCCCAAUUGAUCUGUCACUUUGGCGUCCAUGUGAAUAUUGUAAUGUCUAUCAAUCAUUGCUCGGACUGGUCAUUUUCUCAGUCCGUGACAGGGAAUCCCCAGCUCUUGACUCUCGUAGCUGGAGCUUCAAUUCCCGUUGUUCCGAUUGACAGGCGAGCUCUUUUAUGUCCCUAGAUUUAAGGAAGAAGAUAAUCCAAGUGCUAAGCGGGCAAUACUAGGCCAUAAGAUAAU
Molecule: messenger RNA, 1929 nt
Organism: Penicilliopsis zonata CBS 506.65
Lineage: Eukaryota; Fungi; Ascomycota; Eurotiomycetes; Eurotiales; Aspergillaceae
Exons: 1
Coding region: 134-1678 (514 amino acids)
Source: RefSeq, a predicted model, not a curated record